Messenger RNA from Cannabis sativa, 1132 nucleotides. RefSeq lists its product as uncharacterized. Lineage: Eukaryota; Viridiplantae; Streptophyta; Magnoliopsida; Rosales; Cannabaceae. The record is from RefSeq and is a predicted model, not a curated record. The coding region runs from base 277 to 951 and encodes 224 amino acids. The transcript has 2 exons.
CUUCAUGGUUUACAACUUAAAACUAUUAUCUAUUAAAUAAUGUCAACGUUCCAACAAAUUACAAAUCAAAAUAACAAAAAGAAAAAAAACAAGAAAAAAUCUAAGCUCAUUUUUCAGUCUCCUAAUAAAAAGCCAACUUGAACUCUUUUUUCCCAAACCAAAAAGUUUGGCUUGCCACCAAAGAAAAAACCUCUCCUUUAUACAUAUACAAUAACUCUUUAUAUAUACAAUUUUAAACCCAUAUUCCAAUUUACCCAUUAAUUAAGAAGAAGAAAAAUGAAGCUAGUUUGGUCUCCUGAAACAGCAUCGAAAGCUUACAUCGAUACUGUCAAAUCAUGCGAGAUUUUUCGAGAUUCGGGUGUGGCGGAGCUGAUUUCGGCCAUGGCGGCCGGCUGGAACGCGAAAUUCAUCGUGGAGACAUGGUCGCACGGGGGACCCAUCACCACCAGCAUCGGCCUCGCCGUGGCUAGCCGCCACACGUGUGGAAGACACGUGUGCAUAGUCCCGGACGAGAGGUCGAGUACCGAAUACGUUGAGGCCCUAAGCGAAGCUGGGGUUUCGGCCGAUGAGGUAAUCGUGGCCGGCGAUGCGGCGGAGGAGGUUAUGGAGGAUUUGGUCGGGGUCGAUUUUCUGGUGGUCGAUGGUCUGAGAAAGGACUUCGCUAGAGUUCUGAGAGUGGCGAAGAUUAGCCAGAGAGGGGCCGUUCUGGUUUGUAAGAACGCGUCGGCGAAAAACGCCGCCGGGUUCAGGUGGCGGAGCGCGGUGGAAGAAGGUGGUUGUGGGUCGCGGCGGCUGGUUCGUUCUGUGUUUUUGCCGGUCGGGGAUGGACUUGAUAUUGCCCACGUCGGCGCCGGUGCCGGAGGGAGUUCGAGUCCGGUGAUGGGAGAUCGUCGGAGAUGGAUUAAGCAUGUCGAUCGACAGUCGGGAGAAGAAUAUGUUAUUAGAAAGUAAUUUUUAGAUGAGAAAAAAAUAGAAGAAAAGAAAAUCUAAGAAUUAUUUUUAUUUUUAUUUUUGGGAUUUAAUUAUAUUUUUAUGUACAUAUUUUACACUUACCACCAACUAAUUGGUAAUUGUUAUGAUAUUGCUCUUUUGUUUUGAACAAAUUGAAUCACUUGAAGAAAUUUUGGUGCUA